Messenger RNA from Vicia faba (fava bean), 1209 nucleotides. The record is from the annotation of a GenBank genome assembly. Lineage: Eukaryota; Viridiplantae; Streptophyta; Magnoliopsida; Fabales; Fabaceae.
AUGGGCAUUAUAUUCAAAAAUACCGAUAUAUGCCGGUUCAAAUUAAGUAGAAAUGCGAAGUUUGAAUAUUUGAGGGAGAGGAUACAAACAAGGAUGCGAUCUGGAGCUGUCUCACAAAUUAUAUAUCGAAAUGCUGUUAAUUUCAGUGUGAACCAGGUGAAAUAUGUUCCAUUGAAAAUCCGAGAUGAUGAUGAUGUGGAAACGAUGUUUUACAAUCAUGAAUUAUCUGGGUUACAUGCGAUAGAUUUAUACAUAAAAUUUCAACUUUCUCAACAAUCUCAAAUCUCACAAGUGGCCAAUACCAAUGAGGCUGAGCCCGUGUCCAUAAUUCCCAAGGAAGCCGUUAUCGAAGAUGACGAAGAAGAAGAGACUGAGUCACAAGAUGAUGAUUUUUUCACUACCUUAUUCGAAGACGGUGGCCGUGACGAGGCGGAUGCAAUCAACGAAACUGGACAACACAUUCCACUUGAGAAUGUCUAUUGUCCACCCACCCAUAUGACCACUCUGGGAACAACUGGAGACGAAUCAUCAUUUGAAUGGCCCCAAAAUCCUCGUCUUCCGCUGGAGGAUGACAUAGCUGUUGGGAACCAGUUCAAAAACAAAUCUGACUGUGUCUUUGCGAUAUCCAUGUAUCAUAUGAAACAUGUCGUUGAUUUCAGGGUUACAUGGAUGCAAUGGUCGACGCUUAUGCAAGCACUUGCCUCGCGUCUGCUUUUCGUCUCACCGGGAUCAGUCCUCAGGCGUCGGAUAACUUCGAUCAUCUCCGACAGUUUGGCUGAUCUUGAUGCUUCCAUGCUUGAACUCCGGUCACCGGAGACCGAAUCUGCCGUUGUUACCUCUGUUUCUGAGCUUCAUAAACUCAAUGCGCGCCCUGGUGCGCUUGAGAAGGUGUUUUCUCUUAUCAGUCAGAUUCGGCCGGAGAUUGUCACCGUCGUGGAACAAGAAGCAAAUCACAAUGAACUGGCUUUUCUCGAACGGAUAAGGCUAUGUCGGAGGUUUACCUCGGGAAGAAAAUCUUCAACCUGGCGGCGUGUCAAUUUCGCUGUUAACGGAGUUUGCAAGCAGGAUUGGGGUUCCGUCAAGCAAUUGUCGCUCGCUCAUCCUUCUCUUCUUCCUCCGCCAUCGAUAGUGCUAAAUACUAGUGUUGAGGUGUUGAUAAUUUUGGAAAUUUGGCAAAGGAGCUUCAGGUGUGGCGUGUCAACGUUAUAA